CACCUAGGAGGGCAGCGGCAGGCAGGCUCCACUCACCAGAAUCCUGCCCCCCACACUGUGGGACUGUGGGAAGGAACUCUCCCCUCACCAUGGCUUCUUUGGGGCAGAUCAUCUUUUGGAGUGUUAUUAACAUCAUCAUUAUCCUGGCUGGAGCAAUUGCACUCAUCAUUGGCUUUGGCAUCUCAGGCAAGCACUUCAUCACAGUCACAACCUUCACCUCGGCUGGGAACAUCGGCGAGGACGGAAUCCUGAGCUGCACUUUUGAACCCGACAUCAAACUCAACGGCAUCGUCAUCCAGUGGCUGAAAGAAGGUAUCAAAGGUUUGGUCCAUGAGUUCAAAGAAGGCAAAGACGACCUCUCGCAGCAGCACGAAAUGUUCAGAGGCCGGACAGCGGUGUUUGCUGACCAAGUGGUGGUUGGCAAUGCCUCCCUGAGACUGAAAAACGUGCAGCUCACAGAUGCCGGCACUUACACGUGUUAUAUCCGCACCUCAAAGGGCAAAGGGAAUGCGAACCUCGAGUAUAAGACCGGAGCCUUCAGUGUACCAGAGAUAAACGUGAACUAUAAUGCCAGUUCAGAGAGUUUGCGCUGUGAGGCGCCUCGGUGGUUUCCUCAGCCCACAGUGGCCUGGGCAUCUCAAGUUGACCAAGGAGCCAACUUCUCAGAAGUCUCCAACACGAGCUUUGAGUUGAACUCUGAGAAUGUGACCAUGAAGGUUGUGUCUGUGCUCUACAACGUCACAAUCAACAACACGUAUUCCUGUAUGAUUGAAAACAGCAUUGCCAAGGCCACAGGGGACAUCAAAGUGACAGAUUCAGAGGUGAAAAGGCGGGGUCAACUGCAGCUGCUGAACUCAGGGCCUUCCCCAUGCGGUCCUUCUGUCUUGGCAGCCAGCUGGGCACUCUUCUCCACUUGCCUGAUGCUGAGAUGAGGGGCCUUGGCCACACAGAAGCAUGCAAAGUUACUGGUA
Molecule: messenger RNA, 971 nt
Organism: Acomys russatus (golden spiny mouse)
Lineage: Eukaryota; Metazoa; Chordata; Mammalia; Rodentia; Muridae
Gene: Vtcn1
Product: V-set domain containing T cell activation inhibitor 1
Exons: 5
Coding region: 90-932 (280 amino acids)
Source: RefSeq, a predicted model, not a curated record